AUGCUUGACACCAAGACUCACCUCUCUACCUCUGCUCUUUCACAGAUGGAUCUUGGGCAAGCCAUCUACAAGCAGAACCACAGUACCAUGCAAGAAUUCAUCUUGAUGGGAUACCACGAAUACCCUGCCCUCCUCUUUGCUAUCUUCCUGGCCACAUACACAGCCAUCCUACUGGGGAAUGGUCUGAUUGUGGUGGUGACAAUGCUGGACCCUGCCUUACACACUCCCAUGUACUUCUUCCUGCGUAGCCUGUCAGGACUAGAGAUGUGUUAUACUUCUGUCACCCUUCCUAUGAUGGUGGCCAAUCUAGUGUCUGGAAAUCAUUCAAUUUCUCUGCCAGCUUGUGCUUCACAGUUGUUUUUCAUGCUCUUCCUGGGUGGAACUGAGUGCUUCCUGCUGGCAGCCAUGGCCUAUGACCGCUAUCUUGCCAUUUGUCUGCCUCUCCAUUAUAUGACAAUCAUGAGCCGUGGAGUGCGUGUGGGAAUGGUGGCAGGCUCAUUUGUCAUCAGCCUUCCCAUGCAGUUGGUGCAAAUUGAAAUUAUCUUCUCCUUGCCUUUCUGUGGAUCCAAUGAAAUUGACCAUUUCUUCUGUGACAUCCCACAGCUACUCAGCCUGGCAUGUGCUGAUCUUCAUUCCAAUGAGAUGGCUCUAUACUUUGAGAGUACCACAUUUGUUAUAAUCCCCUUUCUCUUCAUUUUGGCCUCUUAUGUACAAAUCACCAGGACCAUUUUGCAUAUGCCAUCAGCCACAGGGCGCCAGAAGACCUUCUCCACAUGCUCAUCCCAUCUGACUGUGGUCAUUCUUUUUUAUGGCUCUGCAGCAAUUGUGUACCUGCGUCCCAAGACUCCAGAAUCUGUGAAGGUUGACAAGUUGCUCUCCCUGCUAUAUACUAUCAUCAUUCCCUUUUGCAACCCUCUUAUUUAUACCCUGAGAAACCAGGAGGUAAAGACUGCCUUUAGAAGACUAUUAGGAAGGAAAAGAACUUUGAAAAUGGGCACAAGGAUAAAUGGCUGA
Molecule: messenger RNA, 1014 nt
Organism: Heteronotia binoei (common prickly gecko)
Lineage: Eukaryota; Metazoa; Chordata; Lepidosauria; Squamata; Gekkonidae
Product: olfactory receptor 10AG1-like
Exons: 1
Coding region: 1-1014 (337 amino acids)
Biological process (GO): G protein-coupled receptor signaling pathway
Cellular component (GO): membrane
Molecular function (GO): G protein-coupled receptor activity; olfactory receptor activity
Source: RefSeq, a predicted model, not a curated record